Messenger RNA from Pseudozyma flocculosa PF-1, 1533 nucleotides. RefSeq lists its product as uncharacterized. The transcript has a single exon. Gene Ontology annotation, biological process: mRNA splicing, via spliceosome. Lineage: Eukaryota; Fungi; Basidiomycota; Ustilaginomycetes; Ustilaginales; Ustilaginaceae. The coding region runs from base 1 to 1533 and encodes 510 amino acids. Gene Ontology annotation, molecular function: protein binding. The record is from RefSeq and is a predicted model, not a curated record. Gene Ontology annotation, cellular component: precatalytic spliceosome; catalytic step 2 spliceosome; Prp19 complex.
AUGGCGCCCGUAGCGACCCACGACAUCCAGCCGUCCACCUCGUCGUCGUCCGACGGCGCACCCCUGCCGCCGCUCGAGGACCUGGUCGCACGAUCUGCAAAGCGCACUCGUCUCCUCUUCUCCUCCGACUCGGAUGUCGGCUCAUCCUCCCUCGCAGCAUCCGCCACCGACCCUUCCGCCACCGACACAGCAAAGGCGCACCUCCGCUACAAGAUCAGCUCCGAGUACAACGAUGCAAAGUUCCUUCCCGCAGCACUGCUGGCACAGCAGUCAGCCGCAGGGCCCGCCAAGCCAGGAGCAGCCCCAGCUCCAUCAGCAGCAGCGGCAGCAGCGUCGGUAGGCAAGCAGAGGAAGAGGGCGAACGAGUCCUUGCUCGGAAGCCUGAUCGACGAGAUUGAUGGGACCGCCGCACCAGGGCCAGCAGGGUCCGCGGGACCGUCAUCUGCGCGGCCAGACCCUACGACGACUCAGGCUCUGACCAUCCGAGCGGCGCAGCAGGCCAACGGCGGAUACGGUGCCGCGGCGACGGGAGGGAUGCGCGGCGGGGGCAGCUCCGGGCUGCUCUCCCAGGCGCUGGUGCUCAAAAAGGAGCAGCAGUCGAGGCAGGCCAAGCCGGCCCACCACCCAAACUGGAAGCUCUCGCGCGUCAUCAGCGGCCACCUGGGCUGGGUGCGCUCCGUGGCCGUCGAGCCGGGCAACAAGUGGUUCGCCACGGGCGCCGGCGACCGCAUGAUCAAGAUCUGGGACCUGGCCUCGGGCGAGCUCAAGCUCUCCCUCACCGGCCACAUUUCGACGGUCCGAGGCCUGGCCAUCAGCUCGCGCCACCCUUACCUCUUCUCGUGCGGAGAGGACCGUCAGGUAAAGUGCUGGGACCUCGAGCAGAACAAGGUGAUCCGCUCCUACUCGGGCCACCUCACGGGCGUCUACUCGAUCGCCCUCCACCCCACCCUCGACGUCCUCGUCACUGGCGCCCGCGACUCGAGCGCGCGCGUGUGGGACAUGCGCACAAAGGCCCAGAUCCACACCCUGGUCGGCCACAAGUCGACGGUGGCCUCGGUCGUCUGCCAGGACUCGGAGCCGCAGGUCAUCACCGGCUCCAUGGACGCCACCGUCCGCCUGUGGGACCUUGCGGCGGGAAAGAGCAUCGCCACCCUGACGCACCACAAGAAGAGCGUGCGCGCCCUCGCCGUGCACCCGACCGAGUACACGUUUGCCUCGGGCAGCGCCGGCGGGCGCAACAUCAAGACGUGGCGGUGCCCCGAGGCCACGCUGGUCAACAACAUGACCCACGACGCCAUCGUCAACACGCUCAGCGUCAACUCGGACGGCGUCCUGUUCAGCGGCGGAGACGACGGCAGCCUCAAGUUCUUUGACUACGCCACGGGCGUCCCCUUCCAGGCUGCCGAGGACAUCCCGCAGCCCGGAUCGCUCGACGCCGAGGCCGGCGUGUUUUGCUCGUCGUUUGACCAGACGGGCACCCGCCUCAUCACCGGCGGCGCCGACAAGACCAUCAAGAUUUACAAGGAGGUCUGA